AUGAAUAAUGGCUUUACGUACCCAGACGGCACAGGAUUGAUGCAAUUGUCUAAUAAGAACCCUCCUUCCUUUAACGAUUUGUAUAUACGCUUGCUACAUCCAAACGGCACGUUGACAAAACUUAAUUUUAACGAUACUGGCUUGUCCCAACAGUAUGCUUGCCCGCUUAAUAACGGAUAUGUGCUUAUAAUCCAGGGGAAAAUCAAUGACAAUAACGUUUAUGGGAAGUUGGUUGAUUGGAGUGGGCAAGUGUUACAACGUGACAUUAUGCUUGCUGAAAACCGUACUUCGUUAAUAUCGAUUGCAAAAGCUAAUGUCGAUCCGGAUAAGGGCUUCCUUGUAGCAACUUCGUAUUAUAAUACAGUUUUAUGGAAAAUCUUCAGGGCACCCCACAAUAGCACGAAUCAAAUAAUCAAACUGCACGAGGACACUCUUGAAAAUGUCAAAAACCAAACUCUGCAAAGUUUCCAAGUCUUUCCCACCACAGAGGGCGGUUACGGCAUAGCCCUUUUAAACAAGGUAUCAAAACCUGCUCUGAAUGAAACCUCUUCUCCACAAUGGUUUUUUAAGGGGCGGCGUGAAUACGUGAAAGUGGCAUUCUUAUCUAGUGGUGCUGUAACAAAUGUCAACGUGAUAUUGAAUGAUACAUUACAACCACGACGGUCGUCGCAGCACUUAAUGCGCCCCUUCUAUCGGCCUCCCCACCGGUCCGGGUCUCCAGAUUUACCCUAA
Messenger RNA from Paraglomus brasilianum, 732 nucleotides. NCBI's taxonomy places the organism in Eukaryota, Fungi, Glomeromycota, Glomeromycetes, Paraglomerales, Paraglomeraceae. The record is from the annotation of a GenBank genome assembly.